Molecule: messenger RNA, 1695 nt
Organism: Acipenser ruthenus (sterlet)
Lineage: Eukaryota; Metazoa; Chordata; Actinopteri; Acipenseriformes; Acipenseridae
Product: butyrophilin subfamily 1 member A1-like
Exons: 8
Coding region: 234-1199 (321 amino acids)
Molecular function (GO): protein binding
Source: RefSeq, a predicted model, not a curated record
GGUGUGUGAGCUUCAUCACACAGUGGAGCCAGGAGGUGGAGAGACUGAGCAAGCACGAACCGAACAAGGAGCGAGACGGAGGGAGAGCAGAGGAGGGAGGAGGGAAGGAGAGAGACAGAGGAGUGAAGGAGGCUCCCACUGACAACGACUGCAGCUUGGAGGCGUGUCGACAGCGCAUACUGGACUGGGCCAAGGAGCUCAACGCGGCGGCUGAGCACAGAAAGACGGGCGAGAUGGUGCUGGAGGGGAGCCCUGCGGAGCAGGAGGAGGAAUCAGCCAGGAAAGAGGAGGGGGGAGAGCAGGAGAAAUCCCAGCGCAUCAUGGAAUGGGCCAGGGAGCUGCAGACUGUGUCUGAGGGCUGCGGAUUGGCUGAAGGGGGUAUGGCUCGGUCGCUCGGAGAGCUGGGUUUGGACAGUAAGAGACUGGGUCCCGUGCUGCCCCUGCUGGAGUUCAUCACCUGGUCUCUGCUGCAGGAGCGCACACAGGGAGGCGUCCCGGAGCUGUGGCUGUCGACCAAGCAGCGUUCCCACAGAGCCGAUGCCGUCAGAUACAUCCCUGAUUCAGUCUGGAAGUGGAUUUGUAGCGCAUCAGUGGAUGUGACUCUAGACCCUGACACGGCACACCCCUGGCUUAUCCUGUCCAAGAACGGGAAAAGUGUGAGAAGGGGAGAGAAGAGCCAGGAUCUCCCGGAAAAAACACAGAGGUUCGACUGGAAGAGCUGUGUCCAGGGCUGGCAGGGGUUCACCUCCGGGAGGCACUACUGGGAGGUGGAGGUGGAGCAGAACAGCACGUGGAGAGUGGGAGUCACUGCGGCUUCUGCCCAGAGGAAGGGCAGGUUCAGCAUGCACCCCGCUGGGGGGUACUGGACAAUCUGGAGGAGUGAGAGCCACCUGUGGGCCCGCACUGACCCCAAGACCCCCCUCCCCUUGAGCCUGGACCCCCGGAAGGUGGGGGUGUUUGUGGAUUACGAGGAAGGGGAGGUCUCCUUCUACAAUGCGGACAGCAGGUCCCACAUCUACACCUUCAGCGACACCUUCACUGAGAAGCUCUACCCAGUCUUCACUAUCCAAGAUGAGGAAAAGGCGCUUGUGAUAACAUCCCCCCUCCCCCAAUUUAGAGUAACCAAUCAACCUGGACAGCACGUCUUUGGACUGUGGGAGGAAACCGGAGAAAACCACUCCACACCGACAGUGCCCUAGGCCCGAUUCGAACCCAGGACCCUGGCUCUGUAGUAUUAUUUUUUUUUAAUUCGGCCUCACAAGCCAGAAUUUUUCAGACGCAGUGCAUCGUGUGUUGCAAAGACAGGGGAAAAAUGUUUGGUUCAAGAAACAGAACCUUGUGAUAUAAAUAAAGCAGUUGUUUCCUCAUUUUGAAAAUGCUUGUGGGCAUGGCCGGGUUCAGGAGACGUUUUUGGAGCGACGGGCAGACGCACACGUUUUGAAAUGACUGUGAUGUGUUUUUUUUAGAAACGUUUUGAGUUUUGCCAGCUUUGAGGGUGUAUAACAGCACGCAGGCAUUCGAGGGGAACAAGAUGUUAAAACGUUCUCGUCAUUUUUUUUUUAAAAACCACAUAUUAUUUCGCUUAACUGUUGUGUCUCGAUCACACAUCACGUCGUCAAAGAUUAGAGUGUGUCUUGUGAUCCAAGAUCGAAAACUCACUGGAGUUCAUAAACAGAGUCAUAGAGGAAAAACAAA